This is a messenger RNA of Folsomia candida, 1176 nucleotides long. RefSeq lists its product as uncharacterized. Lineage: Eukaryota; Metazoa; Arthropoda; Collembola; Entomobryomorpha; Isotomidae. The record is from RefSeq and is a predicted model, not a curated record. The transcript is spliced from 3 exons. The coding region runs from base 424 to 1134 and encodes 236 amino acids.
GGAGGUGGGUUACAUGUUCUCGUUAAACCGAACCCGAGUUAAAUCUUUGUUCAGCUUCAAGUUCAUCUGUUGCAGUCAAUGAUCGUCGACGUCAGAACAUCAGAAGGGUUCAUAUUCACAAUAUUUAAAUAUGACAGUUACUACAUAUUGGGAGUUUUCAUUUUUCAAACUCAAUAAUUACACAGAAAUGAACAUGUUAACAUUGUUUUACUUCGUAUUGGUCUUCCUUAAUCAUAAAAUAUAGGUGCAGCCUACGGUGUGCAGUGUUCAUGGCCCGAGUCAGGGUCAGAGCUCGCUUCUAAAUGGUUCUCACAAAAUUAUUCAUAAAAUUUACUUCAUAUUCUUGAGUCUGAUGCCUUAGCUUUGUUAUAGUUACGUACGGCACCUAUGUUUACCUAUAUUUACCUAUACAGGGUGGUUUAAAUGAUAUGUAUUUAUACACUGAUGAAACUCAAACUGCAAAUGAUCCAAUUCAUUCCAUUGAUCGAUAGAUUAAGUGCAUGUGACCACCCACUCACAGAUCAUAGCAUGGGUUCAUCAAAUAAUUCGCUCAGACUAUUUGCAGUUGCGACUUUCGUAUUGAUAAUGUUAUCAACAUCAACGGGAGAAAAUACAGAGAAGAUUUUAAUUGAAUUGCUGAAAAGCGAAACGAAUUUAUCACUUGGGGAUUCAUGUACAUACAAUGCCAAUAUUGAAAACGACCAGUGUCAACAUACGUUUUAUCCACACAAGUACCGCAUGAUCUGUGACAUCAAGACUAAAAAAUGCAGAUGUGUCUAUUUCCGAAAGGGAGCAGACUUCAAUCCUUUGAAAAUUAAAAACAAGAUGUGCCUAAGUCCUGAGUAUGCUGUUUGCUACCCGUUCUACCCCUUGAAUAUUACUCUAGUCAAGGGACCCAAGACUUUCAGGAUGAAUUAUACCGCAGCUCAUGAGCAGUGCGACAAUGAUAAGCGGACUGGAGACAAAUAUCUGGAAUGCUCCAGACCCAACAAGGGCAAGUUUGUGCAAACUCACAAAGAUGAGCAUUUCUGCUUGAAAAAGUCUGAUCGAUCUGGGGGCGGUCGAUUGCAGUUGAAAGCAUCUUAUCUAAUCUUGUGCUUAAUUUUAAUUUCUCGAAUUUUCCCUUAUGUGUGACGCAGAACUUGUUACACAGUAAAUUGAUAUUUAAAAUCAAUA